AAGAUAGAUUUCCACCACCACCUCCCUAAUUUGCUGCCAAGCGUCUCCCAAUCGCCUACUGUAGUAACAACUGUUACGUGUGAACAACCGACUUACUCACUUCUUUGCUGUUAUACUAUUCUUUCGCGCGUCUGUCCUUUUACAAGGUGUAUGCGUACUACAGUAGUAAGAGUGGGGAUCCUGAAUUGCUUAACCUAAUCUACGCCGGACGGGAGAAAGUUGGUGGAGAUUGACCGCAGACACGACAGGAGGGGUCGACUUUGGAACGUAUACGCAAAAGAAGCACGCGGUGUGUUGCACUUGGGGACAGUAAUAGAGGUGGAUUAGAUCUGGAACGGGAGAUCGAUACACAAUGGCUCCAUAAGGAAUAACAAGUUAGACCUGGAAAGGCACCCGGCAAUCUGACACUCAACGCGACACGACAUAGUCGCGACCGCGAACAUGUUCUCCAAGUCGCGCAAACAGGAGCGCGAGCGCAGCGCCUCCCACACUCUACCCCCCGGCCCCGUCGCGCUCGCUGCAGCGAAGAAGGCCGAGGCGAAGAGACUUGCUGCUGCCGCCGCCGCCGCCGCCGCCGCCAAUGCCGUAAGGGAGCCCGCGUUGCCAACACCCCCUCCGCCCGUCCCACCCCUACCCACCCCGCCCGCGUCCGCGACAUUCCCACCGCCAGCACCACUCGUCAGCCCGCUGCAGAUGACCUUCGACUUCGAACUGGAACAGCCGAACACUUCAUCCCUGGCCGACUCCGUCUUGCGUGGCAGCGAGGAGAGCUAUUUCGGCUCGGUACGACCGCGGACGAGCGACGGCGCGCUCUCGACCGCGAGUACCAGGAAGAGCACGUUCGUCAGCUCGCCGAGUUUGCAGCCACCCGUCCUCCCUCCCAUCCCGAGGGUGGCGAGCAGUAACGCCAGCUCCACGAGUCUGAGUUCGCAGGAGCCGCCCAAACCUGUGGACCCAACGACGGCGGACCGCAAGUCAAAGGUCGACAGCGAUAGUGUCAGCGUCAGCGGAACAAGCACCCACCGGAAAUCAAAAAUCGACAACAGCGACGCCAUAAGCGUGAGCGGGCUGAGCCUAAGCAGCAAACGGAGCCACGUGCGGCCGCAAUCCAGCUUCGAGCAACCAUACCAACACCACCACCCCGUCGACUUGAUGCCGCCACCGAGUGCCACACGCUCCAGCGCUGCACCCUCCUACGGCCGCCCUUCAACUUCCGGAGGCUCGACGCCGAAAAUGGAAGCCUCACUCUUCCCGCCCCGCACCGACUCCUCCACCAUAGCCACAGCGACAGCAUCAUCCUCAUCGUCACCGAGCAUACCCAUGUCGCGCGCAUUUGUGGAUAGUAGGGAUAGGCCUUAUACUUACUCCACCCUACCCACCUUACCCACCCUCACCACCACCAACACCACCAACACAACCACAACAACAUCUACCUCACGACCCCCACCCAUCCAACUCCAUAGCAGCGCCAGCCUCCCCUUCCUCCCCAGCCUCAGCACGCCCAUGCCCGACCUCCCCCCGGUCACUUCGCCAACGGGCUACGGCAAUUUCUACUCCGAUCAAGAUCCCCCCGUCUCCUUCCGCCCGCCGUCGCCGUCGUCGGCGGAUGCGGCAUCGCUGCGUGCGCCGCCGAGGAUCAGUGGCGCGCGGUUGAGUCCUAGUGCUUCGGUUGAGGAUUUGAGGGUGGCGCCGCGGGAGGGCAUGGGAGGACUGGGGUUGGGCAGUCCGACGGGGAGUACUUUUUCUGCUUCUGUGAUGACGGCGGGGGGAGGAGUGGGGUUGAGGAGUCCGACGAGUGGGACGUUUGGGACGACGGCGCCGGCGUUGAGGAGUCCGACGAGCACGACGUUCUCUGCUCAUGCGCCGGCGUUGAGGAGUCCGACGAGCACCACCUUCUCUGCACAACCGCCACCGUUGAGGAGUCCGACGAGUACGACAUUCUCUGCUCCUGCGCCGGCGUUGAGGAGUCCGACGAGCACCACCUUCUCUGCACAACCGCCACCGUUGAGGAGUCCGACGAGUACGACAUUCUCCGCCCCACCGCCACUGCAAAGGUCAAUGACAAGCGGUACUGCGGUCACGACGGCUACAACGACUACGACGGCGACCGCGCCUGCUACACCGGCAGCGACAGACUACAGUGGCUCAACCAUCCGCGCAAGCCCACAAUCUUCCGCUGCAAGAACACAUGUCCCAGUAACCCUCCACGACGGUCCCUCAACAUCCACCCUGCACAGCACAAUCGGAACACCAUACCAAGAAACCUCAUCCUCCUACCCCCUACCGAAGCAUGUUUCCGUCCGACCUAAGACAGCCGGCGCAACGGCCACAGUGGCGGGGGUUAGUGUGCCCACGCAUCACACCACCUCUGCGUCCUCCAAACAGAAACAGCAACACGACAACAACACCCCAGAAAAGACGGACAAACGCAAGACCCGCCUGUUGAAGCCAAUGCACAUCCUCUCCCGCCGCAAAUCCGGCCAAGACAACACCACCAGCGAAGUGACUCUUGCGGCCGAACGGUCCGAAGCGGCUCAAGCGUACGCACGGCAGAAGAGUGUCGCUGCUGUCGGGGUGAACAAGAUGCCGGAGGAUUUCGACCCGAGGAUAAGGGGGAAAGUGGUGCAUGAUUUUAGUGCGCCGAGGGGUACCGCGAGGAGGGGGUUUUCGUACAAUGAAGGAGAACUACUCACUCGCGAUUCGCAGGGACAGUCGAUUGCUGCUGCUGCGGUGACGGCGCCGGGGGAGCUGGGAUAUGAGCAGGGUGAAAUACCACGCCAGAUGAACGGAACUAACAAUAGACACACAAGCGAUGACACUUCCAGCCACACGCGCCUCAGCACGAAUACGGUGGCGCAUACGCAAACGCACUCCCCCGUUUUCCGCGAACACCUGGCCGAAGAAGAGGACGACGAUGACCGCAUCGGCUCUCUCAACGCCGAAAGACUGGAGAACCGACAAUUUCUGCAGCGCGUCUCGCAUCAGUCGUCCAAUAGCGGGUUAUCGCAGGAGAGCGGUGUGUUACCUCCGUUUGCGCGGAGGAGUCAGGGUCAGAGUCAGACGCUCGAUCUCACCAGCCAAGCGGGGUUGUAUCAUCAGGAUGACGGGUACUCGAAUCGGAGUAGUGACCCGAGUUCUGGCAGUGGCGGCGGCGGUGGUGGAAAAGAGAGGGAGCGGGAGAGGGAUUCGCUACCUACUUCCGUCAGUGAAAACGUUUCACCUAUUGUCAGUUCGAGGCGGAAGGGGCAGGUUCUCGAUCUGAGAGGGAGUCAUCCUCAGGGUGAUGGUGUGGGAGGCGGCAAGUUCAGUCCCGUCUCGCCUGCUACUUCCGAACCAGCUGGCUUCCGGCCGUUCUCGACAUUCUCCUCCGACUUGCAGAUCAGGACUGCGCCUACGUCGCCGGAUCCGAGAGGUGGGGCUAGGACGUUCAAUGAGGCUUCGGGAACGGCUAGGCCUGCUUCUGCGUCUACUUCCCUUUCGACUCCGAUGUCGAACUUCCUGCCGUCGCAACCGGCUAUUGUCGAGCCGCCGGCGGCGGUGGUGGAAGAUCACUCGGAAGACCCCAUCUUCCCUGCUGUGCCGAGCAUACGCAGUUCCUACCGGAACUCGGCCAUGGCUCCCGAAGUCGUCAUACUGCCCAAUCGAUCCAGCGUACAGGCGUCCGAGGCGUUGCGGAUACCGAUCCCGGAUCGUACUUCCUCCCUAACACCAGACGGCGGAAGUCUAGCCGUGCCCGCACCGACUUCUCUUUCACAGCGAGGCUCUGCCUCUUCCCUGACGAUCUCGAUGCCAGGACGUAACUCCGAUUAUACGACUCCCGAACUCACUCCCGAGAUCCGCACGGCGAAUUCGGUGCGUGUGGGAAGUGGGAGGCAGGUCAAUGGGACGCCGAGGCUGGUGGAGAGGAAGGCGUCGGCUGUGGGGCAUGCGAAGAGGGGGUCUACUCCUACGAGUCCUUCUACUUCUGCCCUUACUGCUACGCCUGCUCGGCCGGGUAGUGGUGGGAGUUUGGAUAAGAGUGUUGGAGGUGGCGGUGCGACGACAGCAAUGCCGAAACACCGCGUCAGCAAUGCAAGUCGGUUUAGCUUUCAGUUUGGCGAGAGCGCGGAGGAGGAGCAGGCGUUGGAGGAGAAGCAUCGGAAGAUUAAGGGGCAGAGUUUGGAGUCUGCGUAUAGUGGUGGCGUUGGGGGUGUGAGAGGGAGCGGGGGUGCGAGAGCGGGAGCGGCGGAGGAGGAAGAGGAGGAGGAGUUGUUUGAUGAGAGUGCUAUUGAUGAUUUGGAUGAGCUUGAGAUGGAGAGGCCGAGGGAAGAAGAAGAGGAGGUUGAAGAGGAAGAGGAGGAGGAGGAGGAGGAGGAGGAGGAGGAAGACGAAGAGGUGGAUGUGGAUGUGCCGAAGCAAGAAGUGAAAGCGCAAGCUUACUCACGGGAAUUACUGCAUCUGCAACACGCGCGCCGACAACUUCGCGCCGAUGUCUCAGACGACGACGAUGAUGACGAUGAGAGCACCUAUAGCGCCGAAGAAGAAGACCAACUCAUGGACGAGCGCGAGUUACCCUGGUACGAGCACCCAGUCAUGCGCGCGCAUUCGGCUAUGGCGAAUCAUUAUCGAACGGCGAGUCAGACGACGAGUGCUAGUAAUAGUAACCUUGGCAGUGCCGUGCAGUCGCCUGAGCAAAAUCGGUUACGAACGAGCUAUGGAUUUGGUCCCACGAGCGCUGGUGCCACUCCAGAGCAGAGUAGUCGGGGCGGGAGUAAGGGUCAUAGUGCUGCGCAGUCGCCUGAGCAUCGGAGGAUUACGAGUUAUGGCUUCAUGGCACCAGCGACUGGUAGUAGUACUCAGGAGAACCGGAGGGAGGAGAGCGAGGGGUCCGCAUUGAUGGGAAAUACUACUCUGCUCAGCCCCAAUCAUGCGAACGCGGCGUUCGUCCAGGACGGUUUCUCCGCUACUGAGAGCGUACCGGGCGGUGUCGGUGGAGCGAGGCCGAGAAGUGGCUUCUACAUGCAACCGCAAGCGGCUGGGUAUUCGCCUACGACCACUCCCAGCCCGAGAAAUGAGAGGCCGGCGCUGCCGCAUAGAGAGAGUGGGAAUAGCGAACGGAACCGGGUCGCUAGUGGGAUGAGCUUUGCUUCUGGUUCGGGUCCUGUGGCAGCAAGGCCGGAAAGCCGCAAAUCGGAGCAGGCGCGUGUUACCAGCCAGUCUACUGUGGGUAAUGGCAGUAGGUCGUCUGGGGACAGGACGAAUGACAGUGGCCUUGGGUUGAGCGGGUUCAGUGACUUCAACUUCAGCGAAGAUGCGAAUGCGCAGGCCAAUGCUACGAGGUCCACUUCGGCGGAGACUGAGGAUGUGGGAAAGAAUGCGAACUCGAACCGGUUGACGAAGGAUAGCGAGACGAUGCCGGCGCAUGCGGGGUGGGCGGAUAAGGUCAAGCAUCAGUCGAAGGAUAGCGAGACGAUGCCCGCACAUGCUGGGUGGGCGGAUAAGAUCAAGCAUCACUCGGGCGGAACGCAGGGUUCGCAGGGAGGAGCGAGUUCGUAUCUCUCGAGUCCGGAGGGGAGCGGUGGGGUUAAGAGGGCGAUUGGUGGUCGCGAUCCGCACGCUUCUCCUUCGGUCAACGGCAAGCCGACGUCCGUCAACGAGCCGAAAGAUGACAUUUACUACGACGACGGUGGGUUCGAGGAAGACAUUGAUGACGAAUUCCAUCACGGACGACGUGAUAGCGUGGACGAAGAGGAGUUCGAUAACGAUGCCUUCCUGAACCGCGUGAACAAGGGCUUCGGCCGGCACAGAAGCCACGAUGGCGAACGUGUUGCGAGCGCCAUGACUGUCACCAGCAUUGGCAGCGAUGGACCAUACCCUUCCUUUGCAAUGGGCGGGAAUCCGAUGAAGAUCCGUCAACGGCAGUCGCAGAUGCUGCUUGAAGAUCUACCCUUAUUGACCGGUCCUGUCGACCCGAAGCUCAUCCCGCAGCGCAACCCGUCCGAGGACGCUAAGCGGUUAGGUUUGAGCGACAAAGUGCCUCCGCUACCUCCGCCUACGGGGAGUAAGGAGGCCAUGCUGCAGAUGCAGGCGAAUUUGCAGGCAUAUCAUGCUGCGCUUGCGGAGGCGGCGAACAAGGCUGCUAGUGAGGGAAGGUUUUGGAGGCAGCCGAGUUUGUCUACGACAAGGAGUGUGAGUGUGUACUCCGCUUCGAAAGCUAUGCAGGAGGUGGAUGAAAGGGGAGGGAGGGAUGAUCGGAGUGAGUAUUCCCGGGAUGAGAACAACCAUCUGGGCGUGCCAGAUGAUGGAAGGCCGAAUCUAGAUCGUGGGCCUUCGGACGAAUCAACGGGCUCGAAAAUGGAUCACGACACGAAUUACAGCCCUCCGCCGAAGAUGAGCCUCGAUUUACCCAAGAUGAGUUUCGACUUCGGCUUCGAUGAUCUCUCUACGGGUGUCGAAGAAGAUACGGUCCAAGAUGACUUCGCCGAAGACGAUGACAUCGUCGCUGCCGCCAAUGCGGAAGCGCUCAUGAGCGAAGACGCCGCCUUUUACGGGCAAGAAUUUGGCUUCUUUGCCAAAGCUCGUCCGAGCUCGAGUGAGGUAGAGGCAGUGAAUGGCGGGUUCUUUGGUGACGACGGGGAUGAUGGGUUGGCGCGGAACAAGAGCCUGAAGGAGCCGAAUCUGACACCCAUCACUGAGCGGAGUGAGUUCAGCACGCGGAACUCGUUUGUCAACCUAGGACAUGGGGCUGCGUUCGGCCUGCCGAGUGCUGGCUUGCAUGGACAUGGCAGUUCGAGCCCGGCACUGGCGCUGGCGAGGUCACCGUUGAAGGAGAAUGAAGUCGCGAGCUUUGAGCAGUUGAGGAAGCUGCGCGCUUCGGCUUUUGGAGGUGGGAGCAGCGGUAGCCCCGCCAGCGACAAAGAUGUGGCCAAAGGUACGCCGGCUCAUGCGUGGACAUGGACGUCUGACAGCCCGGCGAGCGCGAAGUCCCCAGGUCUUACGGUGCAGAACACCUUCAACCCUGUGGGAGGGGCGCCGAUGACGCUGGGUUGGGGUUCGGAGAGUACGGUGUCGAGCGUCCCGUCAAGCACCCAUCCGCUUUCGUCGAGCCAGUUCGACAGUCCGCAGCGAUUGCAGUUCCACGAUAGUCCGCACUCCGCCACUUCGAGCGGGCAGUUCCCGUUUAGCAAGAAGGAUGCGGUGGAAGAUGCGGAGAUGACGCCCCGAAGAGCACCGCCUACGUCACCGGAACCUGCUGCAACCACGAGCAAUGUCUCGUCGCCGAAGACGAUGAGUGGGAGUUUACUUUCAUCUUCCCACUCAGGCAAGGCGAAUGACGCCGUGACGAAUGCGAAGGCGGAGGAUCCGGCGGGGAGUGUAGUGCCGAAGUGGAUUAUGGAGAGGCGGCGGACAAGUGCGCAUGGUCAGGUGGAGGUUGUUGGGAGAGAAGUUCUCAGGGGUGGAUGGAUAUAGGCUUUGGCCUAAACGCUACUUCUUGGAUAUGGGUGGGUUUUGGAUCUCUGUGUGUGCGUUUGAGCGAGGCGUUGCAUGGGCUGGGACAGAUACCACGGUUGCUUUACGCAGCUAAAGUGCAUGGGAUAUGGACAUGUGAAUGUAUAUAUGCAUGUAGAGAUGGAUGUACAUUCUGUAUAAUGUA
Messenger RNA from Baudoinia panamericana UAMH 10762, 7633 nucleotides. RefSeq lists its product as uncharacterized. Lineage: Eukaryota; Fungi; Ascomycota; Dothideomycetes; Mycosphaerellales; Teratosphaeriaceae. The transcript has a single exon. Bases 442 to 7449 code for a protein of 2335 amino acids. The record is from RefSeq and is a predicted model, not a curated record.